AUGGCCUUUGCGGUGAUGAUGGAGGCGCCUUCUACUGUUGCUGCUGCUGCUGCUGAUGAUGAUGAUGAUGAUGAUGAUGACGACGACGAUGAUGAUGAUGAUGAUGGUGGUGGUGGUGGUGGUGGUGAUGAUGAUGGUGGUGGUGAUGAUGAUGAUGAUGAUGAUGGUGGUGGUGAUGAUGAUGAUGAUGAUGAUGAUGAUGAUGAUGAUGAUGAUGAUGAUGAUGAUGAUGAUGAUGAUGAUGAUGAUGAUGAUGAUGAUGAUGAUGAUGAUGAUGAGUGCCCGUUCCGAUCAGGGAGGCCUGACAUUCCUUCUCUUGUCGAAAACCAAGUAUAAAGCAGCCACUGGACUGAUUGUUUUAAGAAUACCGUGACCAGGUCCGGUCAUCCCUGCCUCCUGUAAUAAUCCGGAGACCAGGGCGAGAGAGUCCUUCAGUUGGUUCUUGUAGGACGUUUUUCUGUUGCGUUGAUGGACAAAAAAUGCCAUUGUGUAGACUUUAGGCAGUCAUUAACGUUGUACUGGUGGGCACUGCGCAUCGUCAGACUCUGCUGACCGUGGCCGAAGAAUGUUGGCACCCCCCAGCAUCCAAUACCAGGUUUCUGUUCCCAGCUGAGUAGUCCAAAUCGUACAUUGUUCGCCUUCACCAGUGGACCGGAGUGGCAGAAUGUGUCAGUUCAUGCGGAUGCUGCAGCAGGGGUCGUAACACACGAUUCAUACUUAUCUCAUGAGGCUUUUCGGGGAUUUUUGAGUUCAGAUGAGACCCCAACAGGGUACUAGGAUUGUUCGUUCGAGACUGUCUCUCCUAACGCCUUGUCUCAAGAACUUAACCAAAAGGCAGCAGGUAGAAGCGAGUUUCUACAAUGGCGGUUUACGGUCGCCGGGUCACAGUACAGUCAUUUGGCUUUACGCGCCCUGUUAACACCGUCGCGGCUGGCCAAAAAUCAUUUUGUAAAACUCGGGAGCCUGAUUAGUUUCGAAGUUAAUCUCCUGCUGGGGGUGGGGGAGGAGCGUUCCUGUACUCGUGAACACACUGGGUAGUCGGAAGACGGGCUAAUUUGUGAACCCCGCUUUAUGCCCAAAUCUUCGCAAGCAGAAGUCUGUUCUAAUCCGGGCUUCCGUAAUGAAAAAUUACUAAAACAUAUGCUUCAUAGAUAUUUUUGCAGAUUUUGAAUAACUCAUGUUGACCCAACUGUGGAAAACUCGGCGUCUCGGUGGGAUUCGAACCCACACAGUAAGGGGAAGGCUUUCGUACAGCCAACGCCCUAACCACUUGAGCUACGAGGCCCCGACGGAAAAAUAUCUAUGAAUUACGUGAGCCUAGUAGUCAUCUGGUGGAUUCUAGGUGAACUACUUAGGAAAUCCUGCUUGGGCAGUCAACUUACUGUAUCAGAUUUGGUGGAUUCCAGACGUUGCAGAAGGUUGGGCGGGUAACUUGACCCAAAUGUGAUUAAACUCGCGGCGUCCGGCGGGGCCUCGUAUCUCACGUGGGUAGAGCGUUGGUUAUACUAAAGCCUUCCUUUUACUGCGUGGGUUCGAAUCCCACCGAGGCGCCGUGUUUUUCGCAGUUGGGUCAAUAUGAAAACAUAUACCCCUGAUCUGCCAGCACAAAUCACUUGAUGGUUUUGAAUAAUGACCCUUCUUGAAGUUGUCGCCGAAAGUGUUGUCGGGACUCCGUCGGGUACUUUCACACCUAGUCUGUUAUUGCCUUGAUAAUCCGACAGUAUGACCCCAACAUGGUGAUGAUUUCCCCUGGAUAUUUGUACAGUGAACUGAGAGGUCAGACAUGUAGCCUCUGCUCUAAAUCAGAUCACGAUCUCAUGCAAAUUUAGUGUGCGUGACCUGUCAGGGCUUUAUCGUUGUCAUAAUCAGGCUUGUCUGUUUGAGCCUAAGUGGGGGUGGCCUUCUGUCUUGGAGCAGCCGUUUGUCCCCAUUCAGUAUUAUAUGUUUUUUCCCCAGGGUCACUCCGUCUAAAGUGGAUAUAUAAAAACCGUGCCUUUGGGUGCUCCCUUGUCUGGCGUUCAGUCAGCGAAGACUGGCCUCUCCAGGGUAGACUCGGCGUCCAGCCUACAUAACGACUGGAAUCUGUAAAUGGUCCUGCUCAGUGUUGGCCUUUUAGAUGAACAUGUCUCGACUUGUCUGACUGUUCUGGGGGAUGGGUCAAAUGCGCUCAUGUUCUACAGAGGGCGAGAAAUGGGUUCGGAUAGCCAGCACGGAGGUUUUAGUUGACUGAACUUUCGGGCUCCCGCGGCAGCCUGCUGGAGAUGAAGGAGGAGUAAGAUGUGGUUAUGUACCCCCCCCCCCUCCCGAUGGACACAAUUCUGUUGGGGUUGGGUUAGGGGCUAAGGUUAGGGGUCAGGGGUCAUUUAGUGCGUCUACCGCGUGCCCUUUUUAGAGGCAAAUCAGCUUAAUGUAAAGCGUUUAGGACAACGGUUCUUAACUUCUUAUCCGACAGCGGUCUUGAAAAUCAAGUUCUUCGUCCUCCUUAGGAGUUUUUUCACUCACAAACUAAAGGAAUUCCUCAAAGACCCCUGGAUGAUGAAGUUAGUGAUACUGUUUGCCAUCUAACCGGGCAAAGUACGAGAAAGGUGCCUUAAAUACUAGUUAUUAUGCCGCCUACAUAACUGACUGUUUUUAGGAUGAAAAACGUACGGUCGAAUCGGAAGCAAUAAAAGCAGCACCCGUCCCCAUUUACUCCACUGCCGACAGCCUGACCCUAAUAAAUCUGGCGAUCUGGAACGUUUAAAAAUAUUAAUUAUUAUGCCGCCUACAUAGUUGACUGUGAUUGUAGGAUGUAAGACGCACGAUCGAAUCAGAAUAAAUCAAAGCAGCACCCGUCAACUUUUACUCCACUGUCGACAGCCUGACCCUAGUCACUCUGGCGAUCUGGAACGUUUAUGCUACUUUCGAUAACUUUAUAACAAGCAGAACAGGAAGGAGGAGAACUCUGCUCGACCAGGAAUCAGCUUGAUACAACGUAGGUGUCGUUCAUAUCUGCGCUAUUUCAUUCACAGAAAGUGCACAGCCAAACUAGCUUGAACAAGGACACUCUAUCUUUUGGAGUGGCUGUUCUGUGUAGAUAGCCGAGACUCUAGUGGUGUCUUCGCCAGUAAGAUGUGGUUAUGUAGCCCCACCUGAUGGACACAGUUCUGUUGGGGUUGGGGCGAGGGAUUAGGGUAAGUGGGUUAUGGGUAGGGGUUAGGGGUCAGGGUUAGGAGUUUUGGCAACUAUUUCUAAACCACUCAAACUAGAAUCGCGCAUUCCCAAUAGCUUUUCUUUUGCAUACUACUACUUAACCUCGUCACAUGUGCGUUCCCCGGCCUCACCCGUAAAAAGCCCUAUUACCACUGGUUCCGUAUUACAGGUGGCUGGGGUUUAUUUACUUCAGGUGGGGCUACAUAACCACAUCUGACCGAAGGAGGUAACAACAAAUAGGCCGUAUUUACAGGCUCUUUCAACCAAUCAGCGGUCGGCGUGUGUCAUCUCAAAGGCACUCUAUGUGACUUGGCAUGCGGACGAGAACCAGAUGCAGGGGUUUUACAGAAUUCUCGUUGCGGCUGCUGGCCCUUCUUGCUUACGAAUGUUCUGAUGGAUGUUUGGGCGAGUUGAGAUGAUUUAAGUCUGCUUCUCGGUUCCCGAAUUCCCCGAGACGUGAAUUUUUGCCUUUAUAUCUUUCUGUCCGUCAAGGGUUUUUCCAGAAACCAUACCCACACUAGUUGGAAUGGUGUAGGACGUGAAUAAAGGGAGUUAACGAGGGAAGUGCCGCUGUGACAUGACAGUCGGCUAUUAAGAUCAACUGGUCGAAAGGGGUGGUUUUAGCGGUCAAUCAUUUCAAAAGGCCGGCAUUCUUCGUUCUUAGGAGUACAUAAUUUCCGAAUGGAUAACAUACGGUUCCGACUUUUCCUUUCCCACCUGAUAUCGACGAAGACUGCGGACGCCGAAGUCAAUGAUUUUGGCUUGUUUACCCAACUUAUCAGCCAGUCAGACCUCGGUCCCAGGUCGGGAAGAUGUGCGUUUCGGAUCCAGAUAUACUGACCGCCAAAUAUUUGAAUGCCAGUGAAUCGCAAAUUCUUGUCCUGCCAGCUGCAAUUGGGAUAGUCUAAGUUACAUGACAGUGGUCCCUGGAAAUCCAUCCAGACUUCAGGAUAAAGUCUGGACAAGCCCGCUUUGCCUGGAAUCCCCGCCUGGAGCCUUCAGAGACGGCUGCGCACUUUGCUGAACUUUUAAAAGGUGUUUCGCAGAAACGACCCACGAGGACGAGUGUAUUCCAUUUUAGGAUAAAAUUACCGACAUAUUGAACUGAUGGGGGUCCGAGAAUCUACACUUCAGGAACGGAAGCUUCCAUCCUUCGGCCCAGUUAAAAAUUUUAAAGGCAAAACGAUGUAAUGUGCUGUUUCAGUCAAAGAAAAAUUUGAAGAAUGACCCGUGAGUUAUCAUUACAUGUUCUAGUCAUCGUCCUAUUUGCAUUGGAUUGAUGAAAGCCCCAGCGAAUGCUGCGCGAAAACAAAUUAAUACGUUAUUGUUUGCAAUAUCUUCAGGGGAAAACAGUGAUUGAAAAGAAGGAGAUGCGUCGCUGAAAUAAACAUUUUCGUCGCCUGGCGUUUCGGAUUUUCACAAGAGGCAGUCACAGAUAACGGUAACGAACGCACAGGGGAUGCAGUUGUCAUGCCAUCGCAAUUAGCGAUUCCCGCAUUCAUUGCCGAUGGUCUUACUCGCUGUGAUGAUUACUUACUCGUCCACAUCCCAGUUCCUUUCUCAAGUCUGCAAUGAUGCGUUCGAAUGGGAAUCCGAAACGUCGGGAGGUGUAAAAGUAGAAUGGUAUUACCAACAAAGACAAGGGAGACUGGAAUGGCCAUUUCUGGCUUAUUAGCCGUCGUCAGCCAGUCAUACCCAACCCCGAAGUGUGGCAAACCCGAGGCUGACGACGGCUAAUAAGCCAGAAAUGGCCAUUCCAGUCUCCCUUGUCUUUGUCGGUAGUAUCAUUAUGCCUAUAUCAUGCGCCGCUGUGCGGCUGCUGGUUGCGCUCGAGAGAGGGUCCAUAAGGCACAACGGAACGAGUGAGUUCCGUAAGAACGAUCGGUGAACGCCCCCUACCAGGUGUAAAAGUCCUGUUUCAGCCUUCACAUCGCCUUCUCCUCAGCGGUUGCCUAGAAUAGUGACUGUUUUGCGUGAAAGAGCAGGAAACUAACUCUAGAACCUGAGCUCCAUAAUCUCACAUUCGAAGUCAUUCUAGAGCCCAUAAUCAGUGGGGGAGAUACGGUCGCAGACCACACUCCAAUCACCGAUCAGCAAGCUGCCAUCGCGGAUGUUCGCAGUUAGCGCGAUAGUGGCUUGGCCGACCACCCCCUCCUCCGGGGCCGCCUGCGCCUGGGUCAUGACAGUACGCAAGCAGGCUGUGCGCAGGUAAGAAGAAGGCCCAUAAAGGCGGUUGCCAGGCCGUGUGCUCACCCAUUACCAAUAGUGAAGAUGCAGGCGCGGCGACCAGCCAUUCAGGCGUCAAGACUAUCCGGCCUGGACGAUGGGAGGUUAUCGUUGCUGCCAGAACUACCUGCCAAUCAGCGAGCAUGAGCGGCAGUGCAGCACGACUUGGUACAUACUGACAUUCCUCGGCCUCCCCGUUCCGAUCUUUCUGGCGCAGUGCUUGAGUAUAGGGGCAAAAAUGAAGGCGAGAAAGGCCGAUGACGCAUCGAUCGAGUCUCUGUCUCCUCCACAAAAAAUAACAUUUGACUACUUACAACUUGGAUUCCAUAGAUAGAAUGACAUUAUCUACAAAGUCCAGAGAGACUGGAAUGGCUGUAUGCCUGGGGGGCCGGCAAUGGCUGGCUAGUGACGACUAAGAAGCCAGAAACGGCCACCCCAGUCUCUCUUGUCUUUCAAAGAUGUUUUGGUAGAUUUUAAAUAAUUCAUAUUGACCCAACUGUGAAAAACUCGGCGCCUCGUUGGGAUUCGAACCCACGCCGUAAGGGGAAGAGUUUAGUACAGCCAACGCUCUAACCACUUGAGCAACGAGACCCCACCGGACGACGCGAAAUUAAUCACAGUUGGGUCAAUAUGAAUUAUUCAAAAGCUGCCAAAACAUCUAUGAAUUACGUGAGCCUGGUAGUCAUCUGGUGGAUUCUAGGUGAAUUACUUAGGAAAUCCUGCUUGGACAGUCAACUUACUGUAUCAGAUUUGGUGGAUUCCAGACGUUGCAGUAGGUUGGGCGGGUAACUUGAUCCAAAUGUGAUUAAAUUCGCGUCGUCCGGCGGGGCCUCGUAGCUCAAGUGGUUAGAGCGUUGACUGUACUAAAGCCUUCCCCUUACUGCGUGGGAUCGAAUCCCACCGAGGCGCCGAGUUUUUCACAGUUCGGUCAAUAGGAAUUAUUCAAAAUAUACCAAAAGAUCUUUGAGAGACAAGAGUGACUGAAAUGGCCGUUUCUGGCCUCUUAGUCGUCACUAGCCAGCCAUGGCCGACCCCCCAGGCAUAAAGCCCCUCGGCUCGAACUCGCACCCUAUUGGUUAGAAGUCCCACGCCCUAACCAUCGAGCCACGGGCUCGAUGCCCUGUCGGUUGCGAUCGGGUACAUUAACAAUGGUAGAGGGACGCGUACGAAUAACGUUACGGAACCCACUCGCCUCGUUGUAGCUUGGGUUUUGACGUUUUCCAUCAUAGAUGUAGGCGUCACCCUUUGUGUCGCGCAGUUGUCUUUUGAAGGCUCGAAAGAUGGCAGCAUUUAGGAAAUGUUCGUAGAACUCUUCAGCAGCAGGUAGAACAAUAAAAAGACACAUUAGGCAAUGUCUACAAGGAGAAAGCACUGGGCGUUUAAUUUUGGAACAACCGACCUACACUUUGCCGAUGCAGAAACGAAAAAGUCGAAUGCACUGCUUUUCUUAGUUUUUUUCUUGAUAUGGGGAGUAAAAGUGCUACCAAUAUAUCCUUUGAUGCAAUUUUGGCCCUCCGUGAGGCAUAUAACGCCGUAGAUUGUUGCAGUUUAGUCCGAUUAUGGGUUGUCUUGUCGCAGUUUUUAUGUACGUCGUCUGUUAACGAUAAUCCCAGAAUCGCUUCGUCGAAUAGGCAAAAAAAUUAGAACUGGAAAGUCCAGAUGCUCCUUUGCUGGCUUACCACUGGAUGGCAUUUCUGUUCAUUUGACCGGUUUAAUUGGAAUGAUUCAAUAAUUUUGAUGAACAAGGAAGUUUGAGGAAAACCUUGAAUGUUGUAAAAUUCCGCGGGGCCUAGGUAAUCCGCUCACUCAAAGACCGGUGUGGUUAUCUCAGAUUUUCAUGUUGUGACGCGAUGACCUUGGCCUGAGACCUUGUGACUGAAACUUAAGCCUAGCAAAAAUUUGUUCCCUCUAACUAGGCGCAAUUCUUUAUUUAACACGUAGGGCUUACAUUUUGAAACAGUCUCUGAGGCCCUUUUAGUCCAUCAGAUCGAUUUCAUGGGCUUUGCAUUCCGGGAUUUGUAAGGAUUUCAACUUCCUCGUAAGGUUAUCAUUCUUUCGGCAAACCGAAAAUACAGGGCACAACUGACAAAUGUUGUCAGGAAAAGUCAUCGUUGAAACAGCGGCAAUCUUCCAACUUAGAGUAAAUGCAGUUGAAAGAUCUCCUCUGGUCGGCAGCGUAGACGGCCUUCUUUUUGAUCAUGCGUCUUAUCCCAACAAAUAUACUUGAUGCUUACGCAAGUAAUUACCCACGCCGAGGUCCACUUUUCCCCAAUUCCGCCAUCAAAAGAACGCUAGCUGACAUUCUCCAGUGUGCCGUUGGGGCUGAACCAAUCUGUCCGCAUCGAUAAAGAGUUUAGCGAAUUUAGUAGAUGCCCUGUCGUUCUGUUUGGAAAGGUUUAAGUUGGAAUUUGCGUUUGUUUUUUUGCUGGUCUCCUUCUGAAGUCCAAAACAGGAAAAUUCACCCUCUUAUGGUAGCUUCAUCCCAUUUGAGGCCAGGAUGUUGAAUGGGUCAAACUAGCGGGACGUCUUUUCGGUCGGAUGUGGUUAUGUAGCCCCAUCAGAAGUAAACAAACCCCAGUCACCUGUAAUACGGGACCGGUGGUAAUAGGCUUUUUUACAGGUGGAGAUGGGGAACGCACAGAUGACGAGGUCAAGUAGCUGGAGGCAAAAGAAAAGCUAUUAGGAGUCUGUGGUUGCACUUUCAGUGGUUGAGAAAUAGUUGCGCUACCCCCCAACCCUAACCCUAACCCCUUACUGUAGCCCCUAAUCAUAAACCCUAACCCCUAACCCUAACCUUUAACCCUAACCCCUACCUCUAACCCCUAAACAUAACCCCUAAUCCUAACCCUUAACCCCAACCCCAACAGUAUUGUGUCCAUCAGGUGGGACCACCAAAUCACAUCUUACCGCCUUUUCACUUGACUGUCCUGCGCAUUCAUUGACACCUCAUCCCAUUCUGUUCGUUGUGAAUGCUUCAUAAAAUUCCUAUUGGUGCUUUUGUUCUAUGUUAUAAGUACUCAUUGCACAAGGCGAGUCGACUUCUCUUAAGCCUAAAAAUCUCAGGAUUUAUUUUGUGACUACGGUAUCAUGGCUUCGAAUUACAUAAAUCAGCCGCUCGGCUGGCCGUCUAUCUCUGGUAAUUACUUCUACUUGUACUUGGUACGGCUGCGAUCAUACCUGAUCUAGCCGGCCUCGAUGAUGUCCCGGACUGUACCUCCACACGCGUGACGAUCCGCGGCAGCAGGUCUGGACGGUCCAACCUAUUCUCUUCGUCAACGAUGGAGACCGAAUACCGAAGGUCCACUAACCACCUCCAUGUCUUGAUGAACUGUGUCGAGCCAGGUUUUUAGUUAACCCCUCUUCGACACCUCCAAAAGGGUACACAGAAACGAUGGAGAUGUUCGUUAAAUGACCUUUUAGUCGCACGCAAACCAUCCGGUCAUUGACUGGUUCCCAAGCAAGUAACGCGAGGUCCGCUUGUUACGAGAGGGCGAUAGCCACACCGUGUCUACCAGAAGAGUCGCGCGAGCCGCUGUGGCACGGAGUGAAGUGUGAGUCGGCUCCAGGGAUAUUUAUUUGUCGAGAGCCCGAGUCAGGAAGUCGAACUUCGGAAAGACAGCAGACAUCCACGUUGUACUGAUUAAGGCCGCGCGCGGUCAGACUUUGGGUACCAGGGUCCAGAAACGUUCUCACAUUCCAGCAUCCAAUACCAAGAGUCCGUCCUCGAUUGAGUAGUACAGCUCGCAUACUAUUCACCCGCACCACUGGAUCAGGCUUGCGGAGCGCGUCGGUUCCCGCGGACACCGUAGCAUGGGUCGUGAUACUGUAGUCGGACAUAUUUCAUGAGGUUUCUUUGGAAUUUCGAAUACAAGCGGGCCCCCAACAGCCACUUGGAUUGUUUGUUCGAGGUUGUCCUCUCUAGCGAUUUGGCUUAAAAGCCUAACCACAGGGCAGCGGUGACAAGCAAACUUAUUUAAUGGCGGCUCACGGUCGCCAUGUCACAAUGCCGUCGUCGGGCUUUGUGGUUUUCUUAUAAGGCUUUCAGUGUGUGCCCUCCGCGCUCUGGCAGCAGUGUCACUGCUGUUCCGCAACUGCUUGUUCAUCGGACCUGGUUCUGCUUAUUUCGCAGCUAACCUUCACUGAAGGUCGUCCCACUAUCCGCCACCUGUGGACGCGCCGGAUAGCCAGCAGUUAGGCUAAUGAAUAACCCGUCUUCCUCUAUCUUUGGUGUCGCUGUGACCAACCUCAGGUAAAACUGGGUCAUCAGAGGAGGUUAUCGCAGCACGCAGGCAACAUAAUAAGAAGAUCCCCUCAUCAUGCGCUGCUUCCCGCAUUCCUUUGAGAUACUGUCUUACUCGUGUCAGUCAGCCGUAAGUCAAAAGGGUUGAAUUCGCUGUACUCUUCUAGCUUCCAAAAAGGAUUGUUUCGGCCAAAUCUAUACCUUCUCAGUCUGAAGGAGACCUUAUCCAAGACGAGCAGGUGGCAGCAAAGAGCCAGCCCCAACCUCCCUGGUCACCUGCGUUGGCGGCUGCCAGAGUUCAAGGCCACGCAAUGGAUGGUCGACCGAUAGUGCGGACUUCAGGCAUAUUCGACCAACGCCAGAAACUGGCCAAUCAAGACUGCGCUAGCAACCGCAUCGACAAUCUGGACUGACGAAAGCUGUCCACUUAAUUCCUGAUUUAGAAACGUGUUACUUUACGGGUGGUAAAUGGCCAGAUGCCUCGGCGUGGCGUAGAUGCUGAGGAUCCCCGUCCGUUCCAGCAUCUUCGUGUCCGGGAUCCAGUCUUGCCACCUCAACUUUAGUAUUCGUCGGAGAGAGCUGAGGAGGAUGUAGUUGAGCCUUUGCGCCUGCUUCUUGCGCACCAUCCAAGUCUCCGCUCUAUAUAGCAGCGUCCACCGGAUGAUUGCUCUAUACAUCUUGAGUUUGGUGCCGAGUUGGGGACCGUGACGAUUCCAGACGGUGUAUUGGAAACAGCCGAAGGCUUGGCUGGCCUGAGAAAUCCGGUGGUCACUUCAUCGUAGAUUUUGGUUCUGCGAGAAUGGGUGCCACCCAGAUAGGUGAAGCUAUCCACAGCAUGCAGUUGGCCGCCAUACAUGUUGACUUGGGGUGCGUUGUAGGCAGCGUCGGAUGGCGGUUAAUGCAUAAACACCGUCUUCUUCUUCUUGUUGAUGAUGAUGAUAAGGCCGAAGUUGUCGCAUGUGACAGCGAAGAGGUCCAUGCUCCCCUUGCAUGUCCUCUUCGGUAGUUGCGUUGAGGGCGCAGUCGUCGGCAAAAAAACGUUCGUGGACGAUAGUCGUGGAUACACGCAACUGAAAGUGCAUCGGCAGCUGAUUAAAGAGUUGACCAUCCGUCCUCUAGGCGAUGCGGAUACUGGAGUGCUUGUCACGUUAGGGUGGGCGCGAGGACGCAGUCCUGUGCCAUUCCGUUGGUCACUGCGAAUGCCUCUGAGACAACUUGAAUCACCGCGAAACCUACGCUAACCGCCCUACCGACGCGAACGAAGCAGCCUUCAGCCGAAGCCGUUGCCUGCGCAGCAACGGUUACGAGAAGUACAGGAUGUUUGGAUAGCUCGCAAGGCCGAGGUGACCCAAGGGUACGCGGACCGCAACGAAUGGAAGAACUUCUUCGCUGCGGUCACGGCUGUCUACGGUCCAACAGCCAAAGGAACCGCUACUCUUAUCAACGCCGUCAAAACCACCUCACUCUCUGAGAAGACGAAAAUCAUAAAGCGUUGGUCCGAGCAUUUCAGAGGCGUCCUCAACCGUCCCUCUACCACCUCCGACGCCGCCAUCGCUUUUCUGUCUCAAUUAGAGACCAGCGCCGACCUCAACCUCACACCCUCUCUUCAGAAAAACAUCAGGGCCGUGCAGUAA
Spirometra erinaceieuropaei is the source of this 11292-nucleotide messenger RNA. NCBI's taxonomy places the organism in Eukaryota, Metazoa, Platyhelminthes, Cestoda, Diphyllobothriidea, Diphyllobothriidae. The record is from the annotation of a GenBank genome assembly.